Empidonax traillii (willow flycatcher) is the source of this 959-nucleotide messenger RNA. Its product is annotated as phosphatidylinositol 5-phosphate 4-kinase type-2 gamma-like. Gene Ontology annotation, molecular function: phosphatidylinositol kinase activity. Lineage: Eukaryota; Metazoa; Chordata; Aves; Passeriformes; Tyrannidae. The record is from RefSeq and is a predicted model, not a curated record. The annotation marks the transcript as partial. Gene Ontology annotation, biological process: phosphatidylinositol metabolic process. The transcript is spliced from 6 exons.
GUCCCAACGCCCCCCCCGUGCCCCCCAGAUCAACGAGCUGGCGCAGGUGCCCCUGCCCGUGAUGCUCCUCCCCGACGACUUCAAGGCCAGCUCCAAGAUCAAGGUCAACAACCACCUGUUCAACAGGGAGACCCUGCCCAGCCACUUCAAGUUCAAGGAGUACUGCCCGCAGGUGUUCCGCAACCUGCGCGAGCGCUUCGGCAUCGACGACAUCGACUACCAGGUGUCCCUGACCCGUCACCCCCCCCGCUGGUCCCAAACCUCGCCCCGGUUGUUGCUCUCGGCCGACCGGACGCUGGUGCUGAAGGAGCUCAGCAGUGAGGGCGUGGCUGACCUGCACGGGCUGCUGGCACAUUAUCACCAGGUGAGGGGACAUGGGGGACAGGGGGGGACACACAGGGGACAUGGGGACACACAGGGGACAUGGGGGGACACAGGGGACAUGGGGACACACAGGGGACAUGGGGGGACACAGGGGACAUGGAGACACGCAGGGGACAGGGGGAAGGGGAAGGAGCUGCCCACGCUGAAGGACGUGGAUUUCCUCAACAACAACGAGAAGGUGUUUGUGGGGCAGGAGCAGCAGCGACACUUCAUGGACAAGCUGCGCAGGGACGUGGAGUUCCUGGUGCAGCAGAAGCUGAUGGGGUACAGCCUCCUGCUGGGCAUCCACGACCUGGAGCGGGGCGAGCAGGACGAGGAGGAGGAGCCGGAGGAGGAGGAGCCCCCCGGGGACGAGGGGGGGUGGGGGCCCUACGGCACCUCCCCCGAGGGGCUGGGGGGGCUCCUCAACUCCUACAGACCCCCCGGGCCAGGGGACUUCGACCCCACCGUGGACGUGUAUGGGGUCAGGGGGGCUGAGGGAGCCCCCCGCAGGGAGCUGUACUUCAUGGGGCUGGUGGACGUGCUCACUCAGUACGACGCGCGCAGGAAGGCGGCGCACGCGGCCAAGACCGUCA